Molecule: messenger RNA, 885 nt
Organism: Sabethes cyaneus
Lineage: Eukaryota; Metazoa; Arthropoda; Insecta; Diptera; Culicidae
Exons: 2
Coding region: 1-885 (294 amino acids)
Source: RefSeq, a predicted model, not a curated record
AUGGUUUACACCGGUAAAUUUAAUUUAAUGAAGGAGAAAAGAGCAGCUCUGAAGCGGGUGCGCCGGUCUCCUUCAAACGAAAAUGUGUUAAAGUACAAACAAAUACUAAGAACGUUUAAGGCCGCUCAUAGGGAUUCGUAUCAGGGUUUCUACAUCGCAGACAUGCAAUUUCGUUUGAAAAGUAACCCCAAAGCGUUUUGGAAAUUUGUGACCAGCAGAAGAAAGAGUUCCAGCGUUCCGGAUUGUCUCUGUUACAAGUGUGUCACAUCUACUGAUGUUCAAUCAUCAACAGAACUUUUCGCGCAGUUUUUUGAAAAUGUUUUUACUGAAGAAACAAGCAGCAUCACCGAAUUGUCCGUUGAUAGUGACGAUGUACCGUACCAAUUGUCCAAUUCUUGUGUGGAAAACGAUAUUUGCGAGCUCGAUGUCAAUAAAAUUUGUGGUGCCUCUUCACGCUUAUUCAAUGUGUCACAAGCUACAGGCCAUUUUCCGGGGAUCUGGAAGGUCUCGCACAUCACUCCGAUGCAUAAAAAAGGGGCUAAAGUUCAUAUGGAAAAUUACCGUGGAGUAGCUAUUCCAUCGGUUAUUCCGAAGCUUGUUGAGUCGUUAGUUUACAGUCGCCUUUACGAUAAUGUGAGUAGCCGUAUCUCUCCUGCGCAACACGGAUUCCUGAAGAAAAAAUCUGUCAUUACAAACCUUUGUGAAUUCAGUUCUACAGUCACAGAUUAUAUUUCAAAAGGUUUUCAAGUGGAUUGUAAAUAUACAGAUAUGAGUAAAGCAUUUGAUGCUGUCGACUUUAAUAGUAUCUUGGAGGCGGUUAAAGAUUUUGGCAUUCGAGGCCCGCUGUACAACUGGGUAAAAUCGUACCUCAAAUAUAGUGUCUAG